GUCCGCCCACUAAGUCGUUCUUCCGGUUCGGAGCCCGCGCUUUAGUCUUUGCUGUCGCCUUGCUUAGAGGCCGUAACGAGUUUCGCUCCUGCUCAGCGGCAUUAUGUCGCGUUCAUCCUCCAUGCCGAGAAUCUAUAUUGGUCGUUUGAAUCGCCGAGUCAGGGAACGGGACGUCGAGAGAUUCUUUAAAGGCUUUGGCAAAAUCGUAGAGGUGGAUCUUAAGAACGGAUAUGGCUUUGUUGAGUUUGAGGACCUUCGUGAUGCAGAUGAUGCCGUUUAUGAGAUGAAUGGGAGGGAUCUGUGUGGAGAGAGAGUGAUCGUAGAGCAUGCACGUGCUCCCAGAAGGGAUUCUCGCAGUGGGUAUGGUAGCCGCAGAAGUGGUAGCGAUAAGUUUGGCCCUCCAGUCCGCACUAUGUACCGUCUACGGGUAGAGAACCUGUCCACAAGAUGCAGCUGGCAGGAUCUGAAGGAUUUCAUGCGUCAGGCUGGUGAGGUCACGUAUGCUGAUGCUCAUCAACGGCGUCAAAAUGAGGGAGUCAUUGAAUUUCGAUCGCAUGCUGACAUGAUGCGCGCUCUUGAGAAACUUGAUGGAACAGAUAUAAACGGACGGAAGAUUCAACUGGUGGUGGACAGGGCUAGCUCCUUGGCCAAACGCUCCUCAUCUCGUAGCCGAUCUAGAUCUCGUUCGCGUAGGAGCAGGAGUAGCCAUUCCAGAUCACGAUCCCGGUCACGCAGUCGGAGCAGAGGACGGGACAGAAAAAGCCGAAGUCGGAGCAAAGAUAGGAGAGAUUCCAGGAGCCACAGCAAGGAUAGGGCAAAAGGGAGCUCAGAUAGAGGUGGUACCAGAAGUAAAAGUAGAAGUCGGAGCAGGGAGAGAAAAGAAAGGGACAGUCGGAGCCAUAGCAAAGAGAGGGCAAGCCGAAGUUUGAGUAAGGAAAGGAAGGAUAGAGCGAGUGGGGAGAGAGAUAGUCGGAGUAAUAGUAAGGAGGUAAGGGACAGCAGGAGUAAGGAAAGAAGCCAGAGUAAGGAGAGAGAUAGUAGAAGUAAGGAGAGAGAUGGGAGUAAGGAGAGGGAUAGUAAAAGUAAGGAGAGAAGCCAGAGUAGGGAGAAGGAGAGAAGCCGAAGCAGAGAGAGGAGGAGGAGAAGCAGAAGCAAGGAAAGAGGUCGAAACAGCAGCCGUGGAAAAGAUAGAUACAGGAGUCGCAGCAGGGACAGGAGAGAGAGGAGUAGUCGACACAGGAAUGGUCACAGCAGGAGAUCUAAUCGGAGCCGCAGCAAAGAGCGAAGCAGGAAGCGUAGCCGGGACAGAAGUCGUAGUGUGGAUGGCUCAAAGAAAAUCAAGAAGGAAGAUACUGUAGCUUUUACCACAGAAUCUGAUCAGGAACCUGACCCGGAGCCUGAUCAAGAGCCUGAGCAAGAGCCUAAACAUGAAGAAGGUGAAGUUGAUCACAAUGGUUCUGGAGAUCCUCCUUCCGAAGCCACUGCCCCCCCUCAGGAGGAAGUGGAAGAAGAGCCAACUGCAGCCAGCCCCCUCCCUAAACCACCUUCUAGGUCUCCAUCUCCUAGUGAAGAUUAAUUCCCUUUUACUUGUAUGGAAAGGGGCUGUUCUCCCAGUUUUGCAGUAUGUUUUAUAUUUAUUUCCAGAUUCAAUUUCCUUUUUUAAUUUCUUUUUUAAAUAUAUAUAUAUAUUUGGUCUGUUUAACUUCAUUAAACGUUUGAUUCUUUCUAGGUGCAGAGGUACCCCUGCCUGUCUUAAAGCAGUACUGUUAGCAUAUAAUUAAGCCAAUACUUUGUUAGACACUCAACUUAAUGGAUAUAUUCCCUCUUACCCUUCCUGAAUAGGAAGUUGAGAGGAGAGGUUACAUUUUGAAAGUGCAAAAUCUGGUAUUGAUUGAAUUUGUUUUGAGACCCCGGAAUUGUCGAGAUCACAGAUAACCACCCCAAAUCCCCACCUCCAUAUUUUUUUUUUUCCCUCCCUCUACUUUUUUAUAUUUUUAAUGUAAGUAAAUUUAAAGAGCUCACUGGCAAACAGUGUACUAGUAUUUCUUUGCUGCCCAACAGAUAGUUUGAUCUGUUUUCCCUUAUCCUAAUAUUUUCAUUCUUUUUAGUUUGAAGAUCCUCCCUGAUUUUGCAACACAAAAAAUGAAUAAAGAAUAUUUUUGCUUGAGAAAAUAUUGGUGCAAUUCAUUUUGCAGUUACAGGAGCAAUUUAUAUUCAAUUAUAUUGCUUGGAGUUUGAUUUGUCUAAUUGGAUAGCAAAGAUCUCUAGUGACAUGUUAUCAAAUGUUUUGUGGUUUUAUAAAUAUGUAGAUAAAUAAAAAAUAAAAAAAAUGUGUAAACUUA
Bombina bombina (fire-bellied toad) is the source of this 2342-nucleotide messenger RNA. It is a transcript of the gene SRSF4, whose product is annotated as serine and arginine rich splicing factor 4. NCBI's taxonomy places the organism in Eukaryota, Metazoa, Chordata, Amphibia, Anura, Bombinatoridae. Gene Ontology annotation, molecular function: mRNA binding. Gene Ontology annotation, biological process: alternative mRNA splicing, via spliceosome; mRNA splice site recognition. The record is from RefSeq and is a predicted model, not a curated record. The coding region runs from base 104 to 1576 and encodes 490 amino acids. Gene Ontology annotation, cellular component: nucleus; cytoplasm; ribonucleoprotein complex. The transcript is spliced from 6 exons.